This is a messenger RNA of Didymella exigua CBS 183.55, 3549 nucleotides long. Its product is annotated as RhoGAP-domain-containing protein. The record is from RefSeq and is a predicted model, not a curated record. Bases 1 to 3549 code for a protein of 1182 amino acids. Lineage: Eukaryota; Fungi; Ascomycota; Dothideomycetes; Pleosporales; Didymellaceae. The transcript has 5 exons. Gene Ontology annotation, cellular component: cytoplasm. Gene Ontology annotation, biological process: actin cytoskeleton organization; signal transduction.
AUGGACUCGACGGCGCCGCCCCGCAUGGACGCCUACGACCCGCGCAGCAAUGGCCUGGCCCGACAGCCCACCGAGCCCCUGGACGCCGCCGCCCCGCCGCCGCCGCCGCCGCCGCCGCCGCCGCAGCAGCAGCAGCAGCAGCAGCACGCUUCUGCUUAUGCCCACGCUCCCGCGCACAACCCGCCGCGCUCGCAUAGCCUCGACCCCCAGGACCGCGCCGAUGGCCCCGUGCGCUCCAUGACCGACCCCGCCCAGCACGACCAGCAGAUGCAGCCGCCCAAGCCCAAGCGCACCGGCAAGAUCUGCGGCAAGUGCGGCGAGGCCCUGACCGGCCAGUUCGUCAGGGCCUUGGGCGGCACGUACCACCUGGAGUGCUUCACCUGUCACGACUGCGGCAAGAUUGUCGCCUCCAAGUUCUUCCCCGUCCCCGACAAGCCCCCGGGCCAGUACCCCCUCUGCGAGACGGACUACUUUCGCCGGCUGGACCUGCUCUGCCACGACUGCGGGCAGGCCCUCCGCGGGUCCUACAUUACGGCCCUCGAGCGCAAGUACCACAUUGAGCACUUUACCUGCUCCGUGUGCCCGACCGUGUUUGGCGCCUCGGACAGCUACUACGAGCACGAGGGCAGCGUCUACUGCCACUACCACUACUCGACCAAGUUUGCGCAGCGCUGCAACGGCUGCCAGACGUCGAUCCUCAAGCAGUUUGUCGAGAUAUUCCGCAAUGGGCAGAACCAGCACUGGCACCCCGAAUGCUACAUGAUCCACAAGUACUGGAACGUGCGCCUGCACUCGACUGGCCAGCCCAUCCUCGAGAGCCUGCAGCCCGCAGAAGGCGAGGCCACCGACACCAUCCGCGAAAAGGUGCGCCAGCAGGAAGAGGAGAUUGAAGCAAAGGUCAACUGGAUCUGGAAGACGCUGUCGGCGUUUGAGGAGAAGUCGGCCACGUGCAUCUCCGACAUGCUGCUGCACGUGAGCAACGGCGCCUACGUCGACGGCGUCAUGGCCGCCAACAAGUUCAUCAUCCACGUCGAGCUGCUGUUUGUGGCCGCCGAUGACCUCGACGCCCAGCUGGCGACCAACACACCCAAGGGGCUCAGCUACUCGCGCGAGGCGAAGCUGCUGUGCAAAAAGGUCGUUGCCUUUUUCCAGCUGCUCACCCAGUCGUCGGGCACGGGCGUCCGCCGUCUCGGCGUGACGCAGGAGCUGCUGUCACUGGUCACGGGGCUCGCACACUACCUCAAGCUGCUGAUCCGCAUCUGUCUGCAGGGCGCGCUCAAGCUGGAGCGCGAGACCAGAAGCUCCAGCGGCAUUGCAAACUUUCUGUCGCAGGUCAACUCGCUCGAUGCAAAGCUCGAAGAAGAGGCGUCCAAGGACCGGGCCGCCGAAGCAGCAGUCCUCAUCCCACGAUGGGCAGACGCCUGCCCCAUCUGCGACCUGCAGGUCGAGGACAAGUGCCUGCACCUCAACAACAUGUCGUUCAACUACACCUGCAUGGUCUGCUGCAGCUGCAAUGCCGACCUGCGUCUCGAUCUCCGGCAAGCCUACUGGAGCGCCUCGUCGAAGCGCCUCUUCUGUCCUGCGUGUGCGGCCGCGCAGCCAGAUGCCGAGAGUGGCUUCCGUCACGUCACCAAGCUGCGGCAGUACGUCCAUCUCCUCAAGGUCGCCCACGCCCGCCUCAUGGCCACACUGCGGACCAGUGGCGCGCUGCCACACACAUCCGAUGACCCCAACCUGACAGGCUAUGACUCGUCCGCCGGGCACCGCAUGGACAACAACGGCGCUGCGCUCGCACCCCCGCAUCUGCGAGCCGACGCGAGGUCCAAGACGUACAAUGGCUCCGACGCCCACUCCAACGGCCACGGCAGCUCCAAUGCGGCGUACGAGCAGUCCAUGUCAGACAUCAAGCGCCUGCGGUCCACGCGACUGGACAAGCACCUCUCCAACACGAUGAAAAGAGCACGUGCGUCCCGCAUCCUCGACGGCUCCGAAGGCUACGAAGCCGGGGCCAACACGGAGAUGCGUGGGGGCAUGCAAAUCGUCAACGAGCGCGACCAGGUGGACAUGGAGAGCGCCACGCUCGCCGUCAACUCGCUUGCCCUCGACGACAUUGCCCGCAUGGCCGCCAUGGAGCAGCAGCGAGAGCAGCGGCCAAACGCCUUCCGCGCCGGUGGCGGAGCCCUUCUCGGCCAGGAGAAUGCCAAGGUGCGCCACGGCCACCGUCGCGACUUGUCCGGUGCGCAAGAGCUGAACGACAUUGCCGACGGCCGGUCACGCACCUUCUUCUCGGAGCUGUCGCCCCUCGAGUACUUCAAGCUGAAGGGUCUUGCCGUGCUGCAGCUCGGCCUGCUUCUAGAUGACAGCCAGUACAACCAGGAAGACCUGCUCGACCUCAUCGAGUCCAAGAAGAACAACUUCUGGGGCAAGAUUGGGUUCGGAAAGGCAAAGGGCAAGCCGAAGAAGCCUCAGACGGUCGAGAAGCCGGCGUCGGACAAUGCCACCUUCAAGCAGUCCCUGGAGUGGCUGGUGGAGAAGAAGGGCUGCGAGUGCACCGAGGGCGUGGGCCCGGGUGCGCUCAAGGUCCCAGCGCUGCUCCAGGACGCCAUCACCGCAAUGAGAAACAUGGACAUGUCGAUUGAGGGCGUCUUCCGGAAGAACGGCAAUCUCAAAGCACUACGAGAGCUGGAAGUCGAAGUCGAUCAAAAGGGCGUCGAGCAGGUGGAUCUGAGCUCAAAGAAUCCCGUCAUCCUCGCCAACCUGCUCAAGCGCUUCCUGCGUGUCAUGCCGGACCCCGUGCUGACGCUGAAGCUCUACAGGCUGUUCAUGACGGCAAAUGACAUUGACGACGAAGACAAGCGGAAGAAGGUGCUCCACCUGGUGCUGUGCUUGUUGCCCAAGGCCCACCGCGACACGAUGGAGGUCCUGUUCUGCUUCCUCAACUGGGUGUCCUCCUUCCACACAGUCGACGAGGAGUCUGGCAACAAGAUGGACACGUGGAACAUUGCCACCGUCAUGGCGCCCAACAUCCUGCGCGAGAGCAACGACAAGGAAGUCCGCAGCGUCGACCAGGGCGCCGUCAAGGUUGUCUUUGAUCUCAUUGAGAACAACGACGAGUUUUCCGAGGUACCUCCCGAGAUCAUGGAGCUCCUCAGCGACGAAAACGCCACCGACAUGAGCGCCAAGGAGAUUAUGCGGCGCUGGGAGCAGCGCGGGAACAACCCCGGCGACGCGCUCACGACAUCGCCCAAGCACCCGGGCGCCAUCGCAAAGCGCAAGGACGAGCGAAACGCUCCCCAAAUCACAGACGCAGACAGCAACCCCACCUCGGCACUCUCGGGCGAGUCGUCGGUCCGCCAGCACGCCGUCGCCGGCGGCAGGAUGAACCUCUCGCCCUCGCGCCACGCCGACAUGGGCGCGCCCAACCCGCCCUACGGCCAGAACCCCCAGGCCUCGGCGGAAAGCCAUCGCACCGCGUCCCCGCACCGGCACAGCUACCGCUCGCCGCAGUACCAGAAACAGCAGCAGAUCAGCACCACGGGCGCCGGGUGA